Messenger RNA from Arabis nemorensis, 1074 nucleotides. Lineage: Eukaryota; Viridiplantae; Streptophyta; Magnoliopsida; Brassicales; Brassicaceae. The record is from the annotation of a GenBank genome assembly.
AUGGAUCCGAGACUUCAACAAGCUGGAAGAAUCGAUGAACUGUAUGCUCUGAUUGAUGAGAAUCCGUACAUGCUUGAGAACAUCGAUGCUGUGCCAUUUGUUAACACUCCCCUCCACGUAGCUGCAGCUUCUGGGAACAUACCAUUCGCCAUGGAGAUGCUGAAUCUUAAGCCCUCUUUUUCCAGGAAACGCAGAUCUUGUGGCAGAGUGCCUCUUUUACUUCCCCUGAAUGUAUCAAAGAUGCCUAAGGUUGAGCCAUUGGAAGGCAGCGGCGUCUCUUUUGGAAGGAUUGAUGCAACAUUUGCCACUUUACUAAAACAGAGAAAGACUUUUGUCUUCAAAGACAAUCUCCUCUUGACUUUGAGUGUAAUUGUUCCUCUCUCUCUCGCUAUGGAUCCAAGACUUCAACAGUCUGCCGAAUCCGGUAACAUCAAUGACUUUUAUGCUUUGAUUGAUGAGAAUCCGCGCAUACUAGAGAACAUCGAUACCUUGCCAUUUGUGAACACUCCCUUUCACAUAGCUGCGGCUUCUGGGAAAAUAGCAUUUGCUGUAGAGAUGCUGAAUCUUAAGCCAUCCUUUGCAAGAAAGCUGAACACAUAUGGGUACAGUCCACUGCACCUUGCUGUGGAAAAGAAACAAGAAGAUUUCGUCACUUGGCUGCUCAGGCUUGAUCCCGGCCUUGCUCGCGUUAAAGGUAGAGAAGGCAUCACUCUUUUCCAUCUCCUAGUGUUGAGAGGUUACGUUGAUCUUGUUGUAGAGUGCCUCAUAACUUCCCCUGAAUGUAUCCAAGAUGUGACCGUGAAUGGCCAAAAUGCUCUGCAUCUUGCUGUGAUGAAUGAUAGAUUUGAAGCUCUCCAAGUUCUGACCGGAUGGAUCCAGAGAAUGAGCCAAAGAAACGCUCGCUCUAUCGAGUAUGCUGUUCUGAAUCAAAAGGAUUUAACCGACAACACGGCUUUGCACCUUGCAGCAUAUAAGAAUGAUCAUCAGGCAUGCUUUUGUUUUCCUUCAAUUUUCUCUUUUUAUAUCAGCCAAAUUGGUGACUUGUGUGAAUGUUCCAUUCUAUGCAGGUGGUGA